Corythoichthys intestinalis (scribbled pipefish) is the source of this 3098-nucleotide messenger RNA. RefSeq names its product transcription elongation factor A (SII), 3 (gene tcea3). The record is from RefSeq and is a predicted model, not a curated record. Gene Ontology annotation, cellular component: nucleus. The transcript has 19 exons. The coding region runs from base 134 to 2242 and encodes 702 amino acids. Gene Ontology annotation, biological process: transcription elongation by RNA polymerase II; DNA-templated transcription. Gene Ontology annotation, molecular function: zinc ion binding; nucleic acid binding. Lineage: Eukaryota; Metazoa; Chordata; Actinopteri; Syngnathiformes; Syngnathidae.
GGCCACGCCCUCUGGCUGAAUGGAGUGCGCCGUGCGUAAAGUCCGACCCGCGGCCGAGUACAACUUUUAAAGCUUUCUUUUGCACGCAACAUUUUUUUUUUUUUUACCUGUGCAAGGUGAUUUCGAUGCAGCCAUGACGAGGGAAGAAGACCUGAUUCGGAUUGCCAAGAAGCUGGAAAAGAUGGUGUCACGAAAUAACACGGAUGGUGCCAUGGACCUGUUGAAGGAACUCAAAAGUUUCAACAUGACGCUUAAACUGCUACAGGAGACCAGGAUUGGCAUGUCUGUGAACAGCAUCAGAAAGCACUGCGCAGACGAAGAGGUCAUUGCUUUGGCAAAAGUCCUCAUUAAGGAAUGGAAAAGGCUUUUGGACUCCAGCCAUGCUCCUAUGGAGAAAGCAGCAGAGGAGAAGAACGGUUUGGACUCCAGCAUUGUAGCAGUGUCUCCAAACAACUCACCGAGGAGAUUGGACUUCACACAGAGACAUGAUUCAGUACCUGAUGCUAAUCAGUCCAUAAAACACAGGAAAGGAAAACAUACUGAUGAGCCCAAAAAUAAACGGUCACACAGAGACGAGUUUGUGGAUGAGAAGCAACUGCAUGAGGAACGACUCAAAGAAACAGUUAAAGAAGAAGGUAAAAAGCCCAGAGAAGCAGAAAACAACCAGCCCGAGAAGAGACAAAAGCACAUACAAGACAAUCUAAAGGAGAUAAGAGAACGUGAAGAGCCUAGAAAGUUCGACGAUGUGAAAAACAAAGAGACCAGACAUGGGAGGCUUAUUAACACAUUGCCAGACAAACCUGUGAGUGACGCCUACAGGGAGAGACCGGCUGGUGUCCAAAAGCCGUUAUUUGAAAGGAGAGGAGUUCUGGACAGCAGCAUCUUGUAUCCUACUCGCUUUCCUUCACCUCCCCGACCCGCUCGGCCUCCUCUCCCGCUCAAGCGCCCCUCUGUGGACGGAAAGAGAGAGAGGAAGGAUGGUAAAGACUCCUCGCUGGGGCGCUCUCACGCUUCAGGGCUUGCCUCCCCAAAGGCUAAGGCCGCUUCCCUGGAAUCCAAGAAAGAGAGAAAAGUUCCAAAUGAUCCAAAAACCCCAUGCGCGCCGCUCCAUUUUAACCUUCAUUCUCCGCCACCAAGGUCAGUGUGUUCGGAAGAUGUCAGCUCUCCCCAUGACCCGAUUGACUUGUCGCUCAAGCUGUUUUGUCCUUUUAGAAAAGAGCCCCCAGAUCCUAAUGCUCCUCUGCCUCCGUUGCCUCUUCAUCUUCACCCCCCACCUCCUCCAAAGCGUCCCUCGCUGGAUGGGAAAAAGGAGAGGAAGGAAACCUCAGAUUAUAAAACGGCCUCACAGAAGACACCAGACUGUGUGAAAAGAGACAGGAAAUACAGUUUGGAUAGCAAAGUGGCUACAAAACAGUCAGUGGAUGUCAGGAAAGAAAGAAAGAACUCCCUUGACUCGAAAUUAAGCCAGCCAUCGAAACACCAUUCAACUGAUUCUAAACCCGCCAGGCGCGAGUCUGAGACAAAGCAGAAUAAUCUACCAUCUGCAAAGAAGGUUACAUCUGAAAGGCGAGAGUCUCAUGGUUCAAAAGCCUCUCAAAUCGGCUCUCAACAAAUAAAGCCAUCAAGUGACCACAAUGAACGAAAGGGCAAAAUCGAAGCCCCUAAAACUCCAACUACUCCCACUAGCCCGAUGUCACCUGGUUUCACCUCCAUCGGGGGUCCAUUACCACCUCACCUGACUACCGGUGACUCAAUCCGAGACAAGUGCAUUGAGAUGCUGGCAGCUGCCCUACGCACUGACAAUGACUACAAAGACUUUGGCACCAACUGUGAAAUGAUGGCAGCAGAGAUCGAAGAUCAUAUUUACCAGGAGAUCAAGGCUACUGACAUGAAAUACAAGAACAGAGUAAGGAGCCGCAUUAGUAACCUGAAGGACCCAAAGAACCCUGGUCUUCGCAGGAACGUUCUCGCAGGAAGCAUUGAUUUGAACCGUAUUGCCACUAUGAGUGCUGAGGAAAUGGCGAGCGAUGAGCUGAAACAACUGAGGAACGUCCUCACCCAGGAGGCCAUCAGGGAGCACCAGAUGGCAAAAACUGGGGGUACCACCACCGACUUGCUGCAGUGCGGCAAGUGCAAAAAGAAGAAUUGCACCUAUAAUCAGGUGCAGACACGCAGCGCUGACGAGCCCAUGACAACUUUUGUCCUGUGCAACGAGUGCGGGAACCGCUGGAAGUUCUGCUGAUGCCUUCCUGGUGAAACCAACGUUUCUUUUUCUUCUUCUUUUUUUUUUUUUUUUUUUUUUUUUAAAUAAUUGGGCGUCUAUAAUUGAGGUUUGUGAUGUGAUUUUGAACAUUUUGUAUUUCUACAAUUGUUACUUGAAUUUUGACUUUUUAAUAAGCAUGCUAAUAAUGAAAGUUUGCUUUGUGAGGAAUUGUAGACUGAGCAUAAAUAAAAAUGACCGAGUAUUAUGAGGGAACAUAAUGUGAAUAAAAUGGCUCUAAGAUUAAGAAUUUCUCACAAAAUGUUGUUUCAUUUUCCACUGAGUGUUGUAAUGAUGGAAAUAAAGUGGACCCUUUAUUCUAUAAUUUUGGGGUUUUUACCAUGCAUUUUCAAUUUCAUAUACUAGUAUUAUUAUUAUUCCCUUCAUGAAUAUUGCUGAUCCACGUUUGUUCGUCAUCGUUCAAAUUGUAGCUGUUAACUUUUUAUAUGAUUCCAAUAAACCGUCUCAAUAAUUGAGAUAAUGAUUGUUUUUGUGCCCUAGACAUAAGAUCACAGAAUGAUGAAAAUACUUGUCUUAUUUGCAACUGGUCAUGUUAUGGAACAAAAUGCUUGCUUUACAGCAGGUGGCAACAAAGCAUCGUGGUUCUGCACGAGGGGAUGCAGCAUUUUGAAAUCUAUUUCACCACAGGAUAGCAACUGCAAAUUGGAUGCAGGCUUGUUAAUGUUGAGCCCAAAACCUGAUAAGGCAGACAGAGAAACGCUGCUGGUAUGGAAUGCAAAAAAUGAAAAUCCUCAUCACUACAAUGCAUGCACUGCUUGCAUGGCUACAAAUUAUGUACAUUGCAAUGAAUUCCAAGUGUACAAAAGUACAUUUUGAG